AUGGCGAUGAGAGAAUCUAAAGACCUCAACAAGAUGGAGUUGCACGACUUAUUCGCCGAUCUGAAAGCCUAUGAGUUUGAGAUAAACUCGAGGAAUGAAGAUGAGCCAUCCACAUCGGUCUCAACCAAAGUGCUGGUAAAUGCUGAAGAGUCACAUGCUGCGACAACUAUGAAGUCUGCUAAGCAGAUCAGCAACGAUGCAAUGUCACUUUUCAUCAAAAAGUUUGGCAAAUUCAUGAACAAAACCCAUUCUAACUCAAACUCUAACAAUAAUAAUUAUAAGAGUGAUUCCAAGGAUAACUUGAAGUGUUUUAACUUUGACAAACUAGGUCACUUAAAGGAAGACUAUAGAAAGCCAAAGAUGGAUGAUAAGAAGUCUCAUGAUAAGAAGAACAAAAAGGAUCUAAAAGCUCUCCUAGCUGAGGAUAAAAAAAGAAAGUGGGCUGACAGCGAUUCAGAUGACAACUCAUCAAACGAAAGUGAGGAUGAAUGUAUUAAAUGCUUCAUGGAUAACAAUGAUGAGGUAAAUCAGGAUAGCUGCUUGGAAGAAUCUGUUUAG
Impatiens glandulifera is the source of this 558-nucleotide messenger RNA. RefSeq lists its product as uncharacterized. The transcript is spliced from 2 exons. The coding region runs from base 1 to 558 and encodes 185 amino acids. The record is from RefSeq and is a predicted model, not a curated record. Lineage: Eukaryota; Viridiplantae; Streptophyta; Magnoliopsida; Ericales; Balsaminaceae.